AUGGACGACUCCCCCCUCUUGACGCCUGAGAAGCGAGCCGCUCGAUGCGCGCCGCCCGGAAUCUCUGCUGUGGCCUCGUCGAAUGGAAAGCGAUCGAGGCCCGAAGAGACCCUCCCGACGCCACUACCUACGCCUACGCCCUCACCUUUUGUGUGUGGCUUCGGCGCUUCCCCUGCCGCGGAGAAGUACCGCAAGAUCGAAAAGGUCGGCGUUGGAGCCUACGGAAGUGUUUUCAAAGCAGAGAACACUGAGACCAAAGAGAUAGUUGCGAUCAAAGCAGCGUCGAGGAAGGAAGACCCCGUUUGGGGCGGAUUUCCUCUUAGUUUGCUGCGAGAGAUCAGCAUCCUACGGAGCGUCCGGCACGAGAACAUCGUGCAGAUGCACGAGAUCGCCCACACCACGGGAGGUGACCCCCUGAUCGUGAUGGAGUUUUGUCAGGCGUCUUUACUGGAACUGAUUCAUUCGCCGAAGCACGACCUGUCCUUCAGCGAGAUCAAGUACAUUAUUCGACAGGUCCUGGAUGCCACAGGCCACCUGCAUCAGCGAGGCAUCUUGCACCGGGAUUUGGCUACCAAGAACGUCCUGUUCAACACCUCCGGCGAGAUCAAAGUUUGCGACUUUGGGAUCUCUCGCGUGGCUUUCGGCCAGGACGAUGGUUUCGGCUUCGUUUCGGCCAAGGGACUGGAGCCUCCCAUGAUGAUCGUCUCGCUGCCUUAUCGCGCCAUCGAGCUUCUGAUGGGCGACAGGCACUAUGGCCCUGGCUUGGACAUCUGGUCUGUUGGGUGUAUCUUGGCAGAGAUCCUUCUUUGCCAAACAGGCCGACGACAGCCGUUCUUUGGUGGAGACCCAGAAAAUCCCAACAAGACUGUUCUGGCAUAUGUCGAAGAGAUCUUCUCCAUCAUGGGCAAGCCCACCGAUGAGACAUGGCCAGGUUUGUGCAAGCUUCCGAACUACCGGACCUAUGUGAGUGCCAAGAUUUCCAGCGCCAAAGCCCACAAGGAGCAGGGGGAUGAGCGCGGAUUCCUCCGACGCUUCUUCCGCUCUGGAAUUGGCAAGCCGGCAGACUCCAAGUACUGCCUCACUGAGAGUUUUUUCGAGAUGCUGGGCGGUUUGCUUGCGCUAUGCCCGAAGCAGCGCGUGACAGCUGCAGAGGCGAUGCAGCACCCCUUCUUCACAAAGGAGAAGCCAGUGCCAGAAUGGCACGCGUGGCAUUGGGCUUUGGCAAGUGCAGACAUCCCACGUGGCGAUGAAGCACGCAAGAAGAACAACAACGAAGAUGAGGCCCGCAAGCUGCUCAAGCAACUCAGCAAAGACGACGUCGGUGCAGAAGAUGCAGGUGACAAGACAAACGGUGGCAAGGCGAAAGCUGUGUUGGAGAAGUGGCGAGAGCAGGCAGAGAAGCGACAGCAGCAGGAAAUCAAGCGAUCCAACUCCAUGAAGUCGGCAAAGGCCCACAUGCACAACCACAGCUGGCAGAAUGUGCGCUGCGAUGCCCACGGAAUCUGCUGGGAUUGCCUCAAUCGCUACGUGGAACUGCAGAUUCUUGACGAGGGCCGGUUCAACCUGAAAUGCCCGGGCAUCGGCUGUGCCUACCGCCUCCUGCCGCUCGACGUCGAGCGGGCCCUGGAGCGGUCCUCGGCGGAGCGCCAGGAGCUGGCCCUGGCACGCUACAGCAGCAUGCGCAGCGCAAGCCAUGGUGAGCGGCUCCGCGAAGUUGUCUUGGGAGCCUCGGGGCCCUCCCAGGGCUGGCUGCUGCAGGAGUGCCAAGUGUGCCCGCGUUGCCUUUCUUUGGUUCGACGCGAGACCGGCUGCAACCACGUCUUCUGCCGCUGCGGCUGUGAAUUCUGCGUGGCAUGCGGCAGUCCCGAUGAGUGUCUCUGCAGUCAGCUGGUGAUGGACACAAACAUCGUCUUCGCAGCCUGGCUCCGGAUUUCCCCGGAUUCGCCAGUGGCAUGGCUCAAGGAUGCUGCGCAGCCUUCCGUACCUGAGCGGCUGCUGACCACUCUGGCCUUUUGGCUGUGGAUGGCCUACAUCCCAGUGGAUGUGCCAUGGGCGCGUGCCUUGGAAGAAGAGCCGGAAGCAGAGCUUCCCAUCCCGCCGCUCCGGUGGCGCAACAAUGAGGGCGAGUGGCUAUACAUCAACGAGGAGGAGGCGUUCGAGGAAGCCUCCUUCGCACAGAUCGUCCACCAUCCGGUGGACCGCUUCUCGCCCUUGGCCUACGUCGAUGGUGAAGAGGCGGAGGACUUUUUCCAGGACUACCAGCGCGCGCCCCGUCGGCCCUGGAGGCUCUUUGCCACCCAACGCGCCUCGCGGCGUCAGGACCGGCAUCAUUACGUGCCGCUGCGCUGGAAAGACGUGCGACCAUGGACUGGUGAUGACGCAGCCGCGCCCCUUCGACGUCGAAGGCAGCCGCGAGCUGUGGCGGCGGGCGCCCGCGCUGCAGAACAGGCUGCAGCCGCCGCACGCAAAGUGCAGGAGCUGCGCCGCCGCCGCCAAAAGUCAAGGAGAUGCUUCAGGGAGGAGCUUGUACAGAUGGAGUAG
Messenger RNA from Symbiodinium natans, 2541 nucleotides. Lineage: Eukaryota; Dinophyceae; Suessiales; Symbiodiniaceae. The record is from the annotation of a GenBank genome assembly.